Molecule: messenger RNA, 807 nt
Organism: Solanum pennellii
Lineage: Eukaryota; Viridiplantae; Streptophyta; Magnoliopsida; Solanales; Solanaceae
Product: pathogenesis-related protein STH-2-like
Exons: 2
Coding region: 96-563 (155 amino acids)
Biological process (GO): abscisic acid-activated signaling pathway; defense response
Cellular component (GO): nucleus; cytoplasm
Molecular function (GO): protein phosphatase inhibitor activity; signaling receptor activity; abscisic acid binding
Source: RefSeq, a predicted model, not a curated record
UAUCCCUCAACUCAAAACUAGCUAGCACAUUAAUUUCACUUCUUAUAUAUAUUCUCUUUUUUUAUUACUAAAAGUUGGAAAAAAUAUUUUAAAUUAUGGGUGUCACUACCUAUACACAUGAAGCCACAAGCACAGUGUCCCCUAAUAGGUUGUUCAAAGCUUUGGUUGUUGAUGGUGACAAUCUUGUUCCUAAAUUGAUGCCAAAUGUUAAGAAUGUUGAGACUGAGGGAGAUGGAAGCAUUAAGAAGAUAAAUUUUGUUGAAGGUGGUCCAAUAAAGUAUUUGAAGCACAAGAUUCAUGCAAUUGAUGACAAGAAUUUGGUAACAAAAUAUUCACUUAUAGAAGGUGAUGUUCUUGGAGACAAAUUGGAAUCAAUUACCCAUGAUGUCAAAUUUGAACCUGCUGGAAAUGGAGGUUGUGUUUGCAAGACAAAAACUGAGUUCCACACAAAAGGUGACUAUGUUAUAAAGGAUGAAGAACACAACGAAGGAAAAAAACAUGCCAUGGAACUUUUCAAGGCUGUCGAAGAUUACCUCCUCGCUAAUCCUUCCAUCUACGCUUAAAUGAUGAAAAAAGAAUCAGACUUGCACGUACCUGAGUUGAAGAGUUAUACUAAGGGGUUUGAGUAUUAGUAAUUUUUGUACUUUUUUUUUUGUUGUUGUUGUUGAGUGUGUGUUCUUUCCAAUUUCUAUAUAAUAAUAAUGUCAUGGAAAGAAUUUUGAAUAAGAUAAGACAAGCUUUAGUUAUGAAAAGUUUGUACUAAACAUAAAAUGUGUUGUUCGAUAUAUAUGAUAUGAUAGAUUUAUA